Messenger RNA from Folsomia candida, 6556 nucleotides. It is a transcript of the gene Dlg5, whose product is annotated as disks large homolog 5. The transcript is spliced from 28 exons. Bases 743 to 5725 code for a protein of 1660 amino acids. Gene Ontology annotation, molecular function: protein binding. Lineage: Eukaryota; Metazoa; Arthropoda; Collembola; Entomobryomorpha; Isotomidae. The record is from RefSeq and is a predicted model, not a curated record.
AACAAAACAACGCAGCACAAUAGCAAAACCACUUCAUUUCUCACUCAAAAUUAUUACACCGACUUGAAAGGUGUACAAAAAAGAGCAGCUUUUUGACUGCAGCUAUUUAAUAAAUAAAUAAAUAAAUAAAUAAGAUAAAUAAUUUAAUAUUUAUUUAAUUUUUUUAGGCGAGAAAAAAGUAAACAAAAAGACAUUUAAUUGCAAUUAAGUAUUCUGUCUGUAGUUUGUUUAUGGUUAGAAAAAUUGCCCUUUCUGUCAAUUGUGUGUAUAAAUAUGUAAAUACGUACGUGACAUUUUGAAGGUUGUUUAUUUAUUUACCUAAUUACAAUGCCAGCUUGUUGCUGAAUCUACACAAUUUUAUUAGUGUUUAAAAGCUAGUUGUGAAUGGAUAAGCAGAGUCGGAUUUGCUGAUCGACUUACUGGCUGUGUACUGAUGGGGAAACGCAAUGGAUAAGCAAGCAUUAUUAUCAACAUCGCAGGCUAUUUUUGGAACAGAAUUGUGAAAGUCAUCCAACAAUGGUCAAGGGCUGAGGACAAGAGUAAUCAAUUUGUUUAAAUAUGAAGUAGUUUACAAUCAAAAGUUUAAAUUGUGAGGACAAUGGAAGUGAAAAAGUGAAGAACAAUGCGUCAUGAAAGGAAGAAAUUUGUUAUUAUAGGAGAUAAUACAAAACCCUACUACGACGAUAAUAAAUAACAAAGUGUUCAAUUGUAAAUUGGGUGCCAAACAAGCCAAACGACGACAAUGUCGAGAGGAUCGCCCAACCAGAGAAAGAUGAUGGAAGGAGGAACAUUAAAUCGUUCCGGAAUGGUGGAGCAAUUUGAAGCAAUGAAAGAAGAUUACGACGCUUUGCGCCAGCGGUACGCAGAAUUAAUGGCUUCUCAUGCCGGGACCGUGCACCAAUUAGAACUUGCAAAGGAAGAGCUCAGUCACAUCAAACCUCUCCACGAUACGGCGAGCAAGGAGAGAAGCGUAUACAAGCAACAAUGUACCUCAGCAAUACGGCAGUGGGACACAGCCCUUAAGGAGCGCACUGAAUACAAAGAAAGUCUCGCCAAACUUCAACAACAACAUGACGAAGCCAUGAAGGAGAUUAACCAAUCCAUGGUGCAAAAAAUUAAAGCCAACAAAGAAAUUAAACGAUUGACUGAAGAAAGCCAAGCUGCUCAUCAGGAAUACGCCUUAAUAAUGAGUGAGCGCGACUCGGUGCACAGGGAACUGGAAAAACUCACCGAUGACCUGGCCGGGUCAAAGAAACAAAUUAAAAAUUUGGAAACUAUUAACAAAGAAUUGCAAGAAAAAUUGGCAGCUGCCGAAGGUGAAGCGUCGAAAGAAGCCGAUGUUGCAAAGAUGAGAAGAGAUUGGGCGUUUAGUGAGCGACAUAAAAUAGUCCAGGAGAGGGAAAGCUUGCGAAUACUGUGUGACCGUCUCAGAAAGGAGCGAGACAGGGCCGUGUCGGAUUUGGCUGAGGCGCUCAGCGAGUCGGAAGAUAUUAGGAAACAGAAGAACCUAGCCUCAAAGCAGCUCAAGGAGUUGAGAGAUAAAAUGGAAUUUGAAAAGGAAAAUCAUCAAGCGCUCAGAGUUCAGCAAUAUUUCUCCAAUUCGUCCAGUUUCUCUGAAUCUAGAGAUUCCGCAAUUGAUUCAGAUAUGCCGUCAGGACAUUACAGUAUUAAGCUGCCAAACGGUCGCGGAGCGGAUCACGGUUUAGUUUUGGAACCUGGAGUCUACAUUAACAGGAUUAUUCCAGGUUCUCCAGCUUCAAAAGAAGUAAAUUUGAAUGUUGGAGAUCGAGUCCUAUUUAUCAAUGAUGCCCCAAUUGAUAACGUGCAAGACGCAAUCCUCGCCCUUUCCGAAGACAUUGACCCCAUAGUACUCACCUUGAGUCGAAGCGCUGGCCAUUUAUCAAGUCCAAUCAGCGCAAGUAAUGCGCCAAAUAGGAACAAAAACCUACUUCAUCCUUCAAAGGCUUCUGCUCAUGCGUCAAGUUCCUCCCUACGGUCAGAUAAGUCUGAUCCUAACAGUGUUCUUUCCGACGGCAGACGUCAAGCUGGUGGUGGAUCAAAGUCAGGUUCUGGCGGACUCCGAGAUAUUUUCCGAGUAAGACUUCCUAGAAAGAAAUCUUCCCCAGAGGAAGAAAUCCUCGCCACUUUGGACACUUUGGAUUCAGCCAUUGCUUCCGGCGCGGGUGGAGGUGGGGGUGCGAGUCGAAAGAAGAGGAAUAAACGAGUCUCCUCCUCGAGAAACUCGGGGACUGAAAAUAUGGGGACAUGGCCGAGAAUGAUGUCGAGAAAUUCGUACACUUUGCCAAAGGAUGGGGGUGUUUCAUCAGGUUCCCGUGCCCCCACGGACAAAAAUUCACCUUCAACUAAUCAUUACCGAGAGACGUCGUCCUACUACGGGCAGUACAUGCCGAUGGGGGGAUCGGGUUCUGGGAAUAUGACGAGCAAUACUGUCUGCGUUCGACGACCCAGUAGUGGAAAGGAUCGCGUCCCUUUGUCCAACAUGUUGUGGGACUUGCAACCUCCUCAUCCUUCAAAAAGUGUGGGGGCCAUCUCCAUGGGUGGAGGUGGUGGUGGUGGGGGGAUGAAUAACUACGGAUAUAAUACCAAAAGUCUUACCCUUGCUGGUCAUACUCGUCCUGGAAGUGGGGGGUUCCUUCUGGAUAACCACGGACUCCCGACACCCGGUUCUAUGCCACAUUAUCGAUAUUCUUUCGGAGUAUUUGAUCCAACCCCGUCGUCGUCAAAGUUGGGGAAGGGGCCAGAACGUAACAGCGUAGUCCCCGCAAUAUCGGACGGUUCCAGUAUUGACUUUUCUGUGAAAUCCGGCAACAUGGAAAUCCUAGAGUAUUACGUAAAUAAACGACAAAUGGUCAAGCACCAGAACAACAGUAGUGAAAGUGAUCACUUGGACAAAGUUGUGAUGCCACCAUCCUUGGGGAUGGGAAAUACUGCGAAAAGUAACACAAUGUCAAAUCUUAUCGGAGGACACUCUUCUAUUCCGUCCAACGUUAGCGGAACAAGCACACUGGACGGCCGCUACCACAACAAUCCCUACUCCUCUCCUUACGCGGGACACUAUCACGAACUUCUCGGAGGAGGAGGACCAACCAUGUCAUCUUCAAAUAGUGGAACGUUACCCCUCUCAAUUCCUAAACCUUCAAACUCUAGCUACGCGUUUGAACCCUCCUCCCUCCACUACAGUCAUUCACACGGAAAUAAAGAGUCUUCAAUGUCCAUGUCGCACGGUUCUUCGAGCGGUACCCGACUCAAUUUUAGGAAUUCGGACGAUCUGCUGUUACAACCAAGCUACCAAAUUGAACCGUCGGGCACAUUCCCUCGAAACCGAGAACCCCACAGGAUUCGGAUUCCUUCCAACCAAAGUAGUAGAAGUUCCACGGAGAAGGUUGACCUGCGCAAUAGUCCGAUGCCCACAUAUCACAUUCAGGCUGGUCCAAAGCGUAGAAUAACGGUAUUGGAUCCUGGCGCUGGUUCUGCGGGUGCUGGUGAAUACGGAAUUUGGCCCAGAAAACCUGCACCUGGGGAAUUGCGAAUGAUUAGGAUCGACAAGUACGACAAAUCUACAGAAUUUCUUGGAAUCCAGAUAUCCUGCAACGCCAACGGUGGAGGCGUCUUCGUCUCCCACGUGACAGAUAACUCGCUCGCGUCACAAGUCGGGUUACAAAUUGGGGAUCAAUUACUCGAAGUUUGUGGAAUUAAUAUGCGAAUAGCUACGUACGACUUGGCCGCUAAAGUGUUACGCGAGUCGGGAGAUCCUCUCACUCUACUUGUGCAAUACACACCGGAGAAAUAUUGCGUUCAUGAUAACGACCGAGCAACCAGUUCCGAAGAGGAUGAAGACGGUGAAUCCUCCUCCUCUCCAGAUAACGAUGAUCACAACUCCUCCACCACUGACUCCAGGUCAGGCUCCCGUUCCGGCUCUCCUACCCCAUGCAACUCUCCUCAGUCAACUUUAGUCAGAAAUUCUAAAAAGAACUCGAGCGUUCAGCAUAAACACUCCUUGUCCGCGAGCAAUGCGACGGAUCGUUCCUUGCCAAAAAAGUCAAGUGGCCACUCAAGUGCAAACAAUAGCCUUCCCAAAAGUAAAAACAGUCAGCAAUCUUCAACUCAAUCGAAUGGACUCAGUCAGGCACAACAGCAACAAAUUAAACAAGCGUUUGCACUGUCUGGAGUGACGCAGGAUCGUGGAGAUCGUGGUGGCGGCGGAGGAGAUCGUGGUGACCGUGACCCUCCGUCUGAACAGUCGACCUUGCGAUCGACGAGAAGUAGUGGAGGGGCCAGCAGUGCGGUUGGCGUGGGAGGAGCUGAUGGCGGAGAAGGGAAAAUGCUAUUACAAGACCAGACGCGCUUUCUCACUCUGCAACUUAUGAAAAACUCGUCAAAUUUGGGAAUUUGUUUAGUUGGUGGAAAUUUGGUUGGGAUUUACGUUCAUAGCGUGCAAACAGACUCUGUCGCAGAUCGGGCCGGUUUGAGGACUGGGGAUCAAAUUAAGGAAUAUAAUGGAACCGACUUGCGUCACGCGACGGCAGAAGAGGCUGCUUUUGAACUGGCCAAACCGUUAAACAAAGUUGGAAUUUUAGUGCAAUAUAAUCUACAAAGAUACAAUGACGUCAAGGAUAAACCUGGGGAUGGGUUUUACAUCCGAGCCCUAUUCGACUAUCCAGCAUUAUCCAGUGAUCAUCACCACCAAGCUAGUAGUGUUGACCCACAACAGUUGACCUUCUUAAAGGAUGAGAUUCUGUACGUGGACAAUACAAUGUACAAUGGAAAACCUGGUCGAUGGAGAGCGUGGAAAGUCGAUGCCGAAGGUCACACCAGAGUUUGGGGAAUAAUUCCGUCAAAAUACAAGGUGGAGGAGGACAUGUUAUUUAAACGAAGUCUUGGCGAUCUGGACGGCGAUCGAAGAAGCUCUACAGUCACGCGACGAAGCUUUUUCCGAAGAAAAUCCCACCAUCGAAGUUCGUCUCGCGAAUUGGCCUCAUUUUCCGACUUUUCCAUCAAUUCUUACGGAGACUUGGCCGGUCAGCAUGGCCUUCCCAUGAAAGAUGAUAGCAUCCUCCCACUCACAUCUUAUCAACGGGUGGAGCGAUUAGAUUGUCUGUCACGAAAUGGAAAAAUGGAUAUGAACUUUCUUCGCCCCGUAAUUUUGGUGGGUGCUCUCAGCGAUCUGAUUGCAGAACGAUUAGUCCAAGAUUUUCCAUACCAAUUCGCCAAAGUAAUACCUGAAUUUAUGCGUUGCGACGGUCCAAUGCUGCAGGAUGGGCUGACCAAAAAUCUUUUUCUGGACAAGAUGAACGAGAAUAAGAUUGUGGACUACAAACGGAAAGGAUCACAUUAUGAGUGUGUCACAAUGACUGCUAUUCAUGAAGUUCGUUCAAAGAAACUAUACUGCAUCAUGGACAUCAGCACGUCUGGAGUCGAGCGUCUCCUCCAAUCGCAAAUGUAUCCUAUCGUCUUACUCAUCAAAUUCAAGAACCCGAAGCAAAUACGAGAAAUUAAAGACUUGAGCAUCAAAGACUUGCGAUGCGAUAAGAUAUCACAAAAGGCAGCUAAAGAGUUGUACGAACACUCGCUUAAAGUUGAGAAUGAGUACAAGCACGUGAUCACAGCGUGCGUCCCUGGCGGAACAAACAUUUCAUAUUUGGCAACCCAAGCCAAGACCGCGGUUGAGAAAGAACAAUCAAAAACCUUAUGGGUCCCAAUCUAAAGUUUUAAAAUGUACAAUCUCUCCACCGGCCAUACAAACAAACAAACUAUCGGACUAUGUACCUACUACACACCUAUGCACAAAAACUGAUUCAGCAACACAGCUUGGCAGCUCUGCAGACGUUCGUAAACUUCGUAACGCAAUUUUCUUGACACCCACCAACCCCCCUUGAACAUGUGUCACAAAGGCACGGACCACCACCCACUCCUGCAUUAUCAAGUUUACGAACGUCCCCACAUGUAUCACUAUUAAAUAUUAUUACCAAAGAUGAAUGGAAAAUCAUUAGACUUUUACUUUACCUGAAUGUAUUAUAUGUAGAAAUAACGCAAAACCAAUCUAAUAAUGCUUAACUUGCUCAUUGUAAUAAUCCAUGAAAAACAAUCUCCCCAUAAGUAAGCACAGCACUCGUUUCCCCCCGUUUGAAUUGACUCAGCCAACUGUAACUUUCAAGCUCACGAUGGACUAACUAAUACAAUAAUUAUUUAUCCUAAAUAUUACACGCCUCAAUGCAAACCUGUAUAAAUUCUGCACAAUUUAGGAAGAACGAGCUCAGUAUUUCAUCUAAAUAGAAAUCGACCUGUUAUUUACUAUGCAAAAAACCGUGAAUGUAUGUAUGUAUAAAAAAGAUAGCAAUAGGAGCUGUACUAGCCAUAUCCAUUGAACAAUAAUCAUGUAGAAAUUACUAUGAACAAAAAGACCUUUUCGUCGACCUAAUCUAUACAUUUGACCUAAUAAAUAAUGACCUAUGCAAUAAUCUUACAUUGUUCAACUAUGCAAAACCAAAUUGAAAUUGAAUAAAUACAACGCGAAAGCUUACAUAAAUAUUCAUGA